AUGGCUCAACACCAACUACCUUUAGGUGACCAGCCCGUAGCUCUCAACCCAAACUCGUUGGAUGGACUUCCUAUGGAACUCAUAUUUUGGAUCUCGGACUUUCUUUCGCCUAACGAUGUCCUUUGCCUUUCGAUGUGCAACCACCGACUCUUUAUGGCCAUUCAAUACAAAACGACUCUUCCACGGCUGAUGGGAAGCGAAAAGCUAGCAUUGCUGCACCGGAUCGAACGCGACCUUCCGCAUCAUUUUCUGUGCUACUGUUGCGUUAUUCUCCAUAAGUUUGAGGGCCCAGAGAUCUUUGGACUAACAGGAAUGCGGGUAAUGAGCAGAUGUCGGCUUCCAUGUGUCGUCAACUAUCUGUGGAGGGAAGACGAACUGCAGAUGCAGAUAAAUCAUUUCUCUCCUCACACGGACUACUGCCUUUCAUUCCUCCAUCUCCAACUUGCUAUGAAGCGAUUCUACCACGGCCCUCGGUGUGGUAUUACCACUGAAUUACUGUCACAUGUUGAAAUCAAAGAGCAUGCCAAGUCAACCACUCUGUAUUCCAUCGAAGCACAAGUCUGCACAGAGCCAGUGGGUCUAUAUCUGCGGAUCCAAGAUAUCAUGUUGACUGAGGACCAAAGCACACAUCUCUUUGAACCAACCAUAAUGUCGAUACUACCUUCAUGA
Molecule: messenger RNA, 669 nt
Organism: Penicillium expansum
Lineage: Eukaryota; Fungi; Ascomycota; Eurotiomycetes; Eurotiales; Aspergillaceae
Exons: 1
Coding region: 1-669 (222 amino acids)
Molecular function (GO): protein binding
Source: RefSeq, a predicted model, not a curated record